This is a messenger RNA of Ilex paraguariensis (yerba mate), 2616 nucleotides long. Lineage: Eukaryota; Viridiplantae; Streptophyta; Magnoliopsida; Aquifoliales; Aquifoliaceae. The record is from the annotation of a GenBank genome assembly.
AUGGUCCAGCAACCCCGGCUAUUUAGGGAUCUUGUGAGUGAGGGCAUCUUUGGCGUCAUUGCUGAAGUUUUGCAGAGUCAAGAUAAAAAGCUUGUGUUAACUGGGACAGACAUCCUUGUUCUUUUCCUCAACCAGGAUCCGAAUCUUCUGCGUUCUUAUGUCACUCGGCCGGAAGGUGUUCCUCUUCUUGGACUCCUGGUAAAAGGUAUGAUAACAGAUUUUGGGGAUGAUAUGCAUUGCCAAUUUCUUGAAAUUCUUCGAAGUCUUUUGGAUUCAUUUACAGCAGGAUCCCAGAGAGAUACAAUUGUUGACGUUUUCUAUGAGAAGCACUUGGGUCAAUUAAUUGAUGUUAUAACAUCAUCAUGCCCUCCUAAUGGUGCUGCUCAAGUGGUCAGUAAAUCUUCAGGCUCUGAUGGGGGCAUUGAGAGUCAUACCAGUGCGAAGCCCGAAAUACUUCUGAACAUAUGUGAUCUCCUGUGCUUUUGUGUUUUGCACCAUCCACACAGAAUAAAGGGCAGUUUUGUGCUCAAUAAUUUGGUAGAUAAAGUCUUAUUUCUGACUUGUAGAAGGGAAAAGUACCUUGUACUUGCUGCAAUUCGAUUCAUCCGAACUCUUAUUGCCCGCAAUAACAAUGGACAUUUUAAAGACGAGCAUCUAAUGAAUCAUGUUGUGAAGAACAACCUUUUGAGACCAGUUGUGGAUUGUUUUGUUGCCAAUGGCAAUCGUUACAAUCUUUUGAAUUCUGCUGUUUUGGAACUUUUUGAACAUAUCUGGAAGGAGAACUUGAAGAUAUUAAUCACAUAUUUGGUUGAUUCUUUCUGGGAUCAGCUGGUCAAAUUUGAGAAUUUGUCUUCCAUUCACUCUCUAAAGGUUAAAUAUGAGCAGUCCCUUGACAGCUUGGGAACGGAAAGUGCCAUUGAUGUCAUAGAUUCUAGAAAACGAAUAGACGAACGUGCGCUUGAGAAAGAAGAAGAAGAUUACUUCAAUGAGAACAGUGAUGAAGAAGAUUCAGCAUCAGUUUCUUUGCCUGAUACCAGUAGAGUACAAGCUAAGCCUGUUUUACCCAAUGGAUCUGCUGCAAGCUACUCAUCUUUAAGAUCUGGUGGACUCGUUGAUUAUGAUGACGACGAAGAUGAUGAAGACUACAAGCCACCGCCUAGCAAACAGUCAGAUAUUUCUGGUGAAGAGGAGGGAACAGUAGAGUCCUUCAAUAGGUUGAAACGGAAGUUGGCUUCAAAGGAGGAGCCUGAGUUGAUAAAGAAGCAGCGGUUAGGUAAAAACAUGAAGUCAAAUUGUAGUGUAUUUGCUGCCUUGCGCUCAACUUUAAGUCAGACAGUUUUACCCAAUAAAAACACAGCAGCAGCUGUGCAUAUUUUUCCCCGUUCCUCAGACGUGACCAAGAUGUCUGAUGAAGGAAAUCACGAUGAGAAUGGAUCUAUAAGCUGUUCUGAUAAGAGUAGCAGUAUAGAGGAGGAAAACCAUAGAGACAAGGAAUCAGCUGCUCCUAGGAACUGUUCUGAUAGCUUGCAUAACACUUUGGAAAAUGAACAGCGGGGUUCCCAAAUUAGCAGUUUAGAGGAGGAAAACCGUACAGACAACAAAUCAGCUGCUCCUAAAAACUGUUAUGAAAGUUUGCACAACACUUCAGAAAAAUAAACAGCAGGUUGGAGAUGACUCUCCAUUGAUACCACCAAAAUCCUCAUUGGACAUGGCUGUACAUGGAGUCUAAGUAGUUUUUUGGUAUCAUGUUCAGCCUAUUGACUUAUUCUAUCAUGCGUUAUAUUAGCCCUCAUACCUUCUAGGUGGCACAACGGGGAAAAAGGUUUCCAUUAGCUGACCCCAAAAAAGUUGGGACGAGGCUUAGUUGGAGUUGUACAGUCUUGGUAGCAAUCAGCCCAGUGGUUAUAGAUGGCACUCGGCCUUGUGAUACUGAUGAACUUUCUAUGGUGAAGGUAGCAAUCAGCCUUGUGGUACAAAUGGAACUUUCUACAGUGAAAGCACUAAUCCAACGAACCAGGAAUAACUGGUAAUGGCAUCUAUCAAUUCUUGAAGAGGAUAUACUGCACAGUGCCACUAGAAGCACGGGGAGAAAUUUAUGCUCAAGAGACUUCCCCUUUGUUUAGUCUUUCUGAUGCCGUUAAGCUGAGUAAUUAUUUGCUAAUUUGAAACAUUCACUUGCAAAAGUUUUUCUUUUUCCAAUUCUCCUGUGCUUAUGUUUUUCCCAUCUUACUUUUUUGAUCUUGAAAUUAUCUUUUAUAUAUAGACUGGCCAUCGAUGUUGCUCUACGUAAUCAUAUUUCUGCAAUAUUUGUGGUGGGUUUUGGGGUGUACUGAGAGAAAGGCUUGUGAAUUGGUUUGAGGUCGAAUAGCGGAGAAUUUCGGAGCCUUGUAAUCUAAUCAUAAGCUCCUGUACAUUAUAAUUUUGAAGGAGGAAGUUAGAACUUUAUACCAAACUCAAUAAUUGUCCAAGUCCAUUUCAGUUUGCUCUAUAAACAAAAGUUGUUUGUUUUUGGGUCUCCUUUAUAGCAGUGUAUGCAAUUUGAUUGCCUUGCAGAUUCAUAAGAGGGAUGAAUUUGUUUAGUAUAUUGUAUGCCUUGUUAUUUAUUUAGAACAAUCA